CACACAUCCUAAUGUUUUGUUGGUCAAUAUCAACACGCUUUUUACUCUUUCAUUCCGAAAGUGUUGAUACUGCACAACGUAUUUGUUAAAAGCUUAUCCGAUUGUAGUUAUUUGCAAGUAAAUCCGGUGUUGAUAAUCAAUUUACUAGUCAAUUAGUCUAUCGCUAUAAAAUCAUGGAUUCAAGCGAUACAGACACGGAAACAUAUUCGGCAACGAAAUCAAGGCUUGGUUUGUGCGAGGUCUGCAAUUAUGCAGUGGCCAAAUAUUGCUGUCCAAAGUGUGAGGUGAAGACAUGUUGCUUAAACUGUCUGAACAUACACAAACGGGAGCUAAAGUGUACGGGAAUUCGCGAUAAAACAAAGUUCAUUCCGUUGAAGCAAAUGACCGACAAGGACUUCAUGAGCGACUAUUGUUUCCUGGAAGAAUGUACUCGUUACGUAGCUGAUCGAAAGCGAGACAAAAUCAAAACCUUCACAUCGUACAACAAACGAUUGCCGGCCGCCCAAUUUAAAAUCCGCGAAGCAGCCAAGGAACGCGGAACAAAACUAAAAUUUUUGCUACCGAAUUUCACCCGCAAUGCAGCCAAUACAUCUAGCUAUGAUCGUGGCGAAAACAUCAUUCACUGGCGCAUCGAAUGGAUCUACCCGAAUGCCGAAAAUUAUCGAAUUGUCGAAGAGAAAUGUUCCGAAAAUGAGAAGCUGAUCGAUUUGGCUGAGAAACAUUUACGCUCUACGCUGGAGGCGGACAACAAAGCUUUGGUCUACUAUCAAUCUCAGGGCAUCGGUGGUCUGACGUUUCUGCUGAAGGCGGAAGGUGUGAAAAAGUGCAAGAAUCGAUUCUACGAACUGGAUGUCAGCAAAACAUUGAGAGAAAACUUCAAUGGGAAAACACUGGUCGAAUAUCCUGUGAUCUAUACCGUCUACUCGAAUGUGGCCAGGGAAUUGUUCGAUGUCAUCGAUGAUGACGAAGAAAUUGAACGUGAAACGGCAUUAUAUCUUAAAGAGCUUGAGUUAUUGUACGGAAAGAAGAAGGUUGUACCGUCUGUCCAGUCGACUGCAUCUGAUGAUGGUCUUGUCAAGUCCGAAGAGGAAAUGCGAGCCACAAUGAAACGGUUGGAAAUCGAGAAAAAAAUGGAAGAUCGUCGUCUCAAGAAAAUUAAACUCGAACAAGAGCCGCCGAAUCUGUUGUUUCCCGAUGAGAAAAUGUUGGAUUUGUUGUCGUCGGAUUCGAGCGAUGGCAAUGAAACCGAAGAAGAAGGAACGCAACCUUCAAAAAAAAUUAAAUUGGAAGAUUGUACAGUAGGUCUGUAAGACUUGGCGCUAUGUUACACGGAUCAAAUUUAUGGAAUAGUCAAAUUAUGUUAGAAAUAAAUGCAUUUUUAAAGUGAAA
This is a messenger RNA of Bradysia coprophila, 1389 nucleotides long. RefSeq names its product box C/D snoRNA protein 1. Gene Ontology annotation, cellular component: pre-snoRNP complex; nucleus. Gene Ontology annotation, biological process: snoRNA localization; maturation of LSU-rRNA from tricistronic rRNA transcript (SSU-rRNA, 5.8S rRNA, LSU-rRNA); box C/D snoRNP assembly. The record is from RefSeq and is a predicted model, not a curated record. Lineage: Eukaryota; Metazoa; Arthropoda; Insecta; Diptera; Sciaridae.